UUUAUUUUUCAACGUUCUCUUUCUUUGUAUCGGCCGUACAGAAGAUCACGUUGCUUUAAGGCUGAGUAAUAAUAUAACACAAGAUUCGGAAAGAGAUGCCGGAACUAAAGGUACAACGUUCAUCGAAGACGAACAAGACCAAAACGAGAACAACGACGUGCCUGGGGCUCUUCAUGCCAUCAUUCUUACCGUUAUUAUUAUUGCCGUCAUUGUCGUAGCCCGUAUCAUCCAUAGGAAGAAAAUCGAAUUAAAAAAUCAUCAAAUUUAAUAUUAAUUUAUUAUAUCUUUGAUACCUACGUAUUGUCACAGAUAAAAAUAUAUUCCUGUUUUGAACAAAUUUUUUGCAAGCAGAUUGCCCGUUAGUUAGUGUUGAAGUGUUUUCGCAAGUUGUUAAUAUCCAUCGCCUUUACCGCAUUAGAUAAAAGCUUAGUAAAAAAUAAAAACAAAAAACAAAAAAAAACGUUGAAGAAGACGAUAAUUUUAGAUGCUCGUGUACGUUGUUAUAAUAUUAUUCCAGUUAAAUAAAAAAGUAAAAAAAUAAAAAUAAAGUCUGCGUUAUAUUCUUUCUACAUUAUACAAAAAAUAAAUAAACAAGAAGACUGCAUCUCCGAAGGUGAAGUUUCAAAAGAGUCAAACAAAGUGUAUUUUAAAAUAAUAUAAUAAUUAGAUGCAUUACUCUAUCCAAUAACGAAAGAGGAAUUAAUAAUCGCAAAAUUUACAUAAGCAACGAUUAACCAUCGAUAAGAGUUUCGACUUUUCGGCUGCUACGUACUGUACAUCGAAAUAUUUGGUAAUUAAAAAUCGUCGAUUUAGGAUAAUAAGUUUUAGAUUCCGAAAAAAUAAAGUAUAGAGAGAUAGAGAAAAGCAUUAAUAUUAGAAAAUCAAACGCAGAAGUAAGAAGCAUCGAUGGAUUGAUUGACAGACAAUGAGUUUGACCUCGAUAGCCUUGCCGAGGACGGCAGGAACUUAUUGUACUUAUCUUUUGGUUAAGUGGAUGAAGAGAGACCAAUAAUAGCAUCGGUAGGAAGAUCAGCCCAGAGAAAAAGGGAGAUCGUUCAUUCUUCUUCUUCUUCAUCAUCAUCAUCCAUUAUUUUCUUCUUACUUUCAUCAUCAAGGGCAAAAGCCUUAACCUUACUGCACGCUCAAUAUUUAUAAUUCUGUGAUAGCAAGAGAUUAAGAAAUAUGGAUGUCGCAGCUUCGGCGAUGUUGGAUGGUCUGAAGAACAAUCGCAUCAGCAAGUUGGCGCUCUCGCGUUUCCUAUCUCAAAGCCUACCAGUUACACCAGCUAUCGAAGAGAAAAGAAACCACUCACGUCCAAAUGCUGGCGAAAAUGAAGCGCAGCUAGAAACGACAGGCAGUCCUGGGAGUAAGUCUCCGGCGGGGAUAAGCGGCGGUCCAGCAUCGGCGACUGGGAGCAGCAGUACAUCCGCCGGAAAUGCCAGUGGUACGGCCUUGGGUCCAGGGGGCGAGCCGCGGCCGCCCACCACAGGACCUCAGAACAAGCAGCUGCAGAAUGUCAAAGGCGAGCAUCCGUCGAAAGCCUUUCUGCAAAGCAGAUCCAUAUCAUUGGUGGAUAUGUAUAUUGACAACGCAGAGCCUACCGAAAAUGUAGGACAAAUUCACUUCAGUUUGGAGUACGACUUUCAGAGUACCACUUUGAUUUUACGUAUAAUACAAGGUAAAGAUUUACCAGCAAAGGAUCUGUCCGGAACGUCUGAUCCUUACGUAAGAGUCACUUUGUUGCCCGAUAAAAAACAUCGUCUCGAGACAAAAAUCAAGAGGAGAACUCUGAAUCCAAGAUGGAACGAGACCUUUUAUUUUGAAGGCUUUCCUAUUCAGAAAUUACAGAGCCGCGUCCUUCAUCUGCACGUCUUUGAUUAUGAUCGAUUCUCGAGGGAUGAUUCCAUAGGGGAGAUGUUCUUACCUCUCUGCCAGGUUGAUCUUUCGGAGAAACCAUCAUUUUGGAAAGCCUUGAAACCACCGGCAAAGGAUAAGUGUGGUGAGCUACUUUGCUCACUUUGUUAUCAUCCAAGUAAUUCCGUAUUGACAAUAACAUUGCUAAAGGCACGAAAUCUUAAGGCCAAGGACAUCAACGGAAAGUCAGAUCCUUAUGUGAAAGUCUGGCUACAGUUCGGUGACAAGAGGAUCGAGAAGUGUAAAACACCUAUCUUUAAGUGUACCUUGAAUCCAAUAUUCAACGAGGUAUUUUCUUUUAAUGUCCCUUGGGAAAAGAUUCGCGAAUGUUCAUUGGAUGUCAUGGUUAUGGAUUUCGAUAAUAUUGGUCGCAACGAGCUGAUCGGUCGUAUACUUUUAGCAGGUAAAAAUGGUAGCGGGGCGAGCGAAACAAAACAUUGGCAAGACAUGAUAACGAAACCAAGGCAGACGAUCGUACAAUGGCAUCGUCUCAAGCCCGAAUAAAGAGACAAAUCGUAAUAGUAUUGGUAUCGUCGUAACUGCAUGAGUACACGCUGAGGACAAAUUGUGUUUACCAAUGAAUGGCGACUUACUGGGGGCCCUAGUUUAUUUGCCGUUCUUGGAAGUUGCCGAGAGAGGAAGUGCCGAAACUCUCUCGCAAAUGGACUCUGAGUGGAUUUCAGAUUAUUUGAAGGGGUAGAGUGAUAUUGUUGAAUGAUAAUUGAGAAAAAAAGAAGUACAUACUAUGUGUCAGAAAGCGUAGAGAAAAAAAUAAGGAAGUUAGAUAUAUAUA
Messenger RNA from Ceratosolen solmsi marchali, 2707 nucleotides. It is a transcript of the gene Syt7, whose product is annotated as Synaptotagmin 7. Gene Ontology annotation, biological process: calcium ion-regulated exocytosis of neurotransmitter; vesicle fusion. Gene Ontology annotation, cellular component: plasma membrane; synapse; axon. The transcript is spliced from 12 exons. The record is from RefSeq and is a predicted model, not a curated record. The coding region runs from base 1183 to 2418 and encodes 411 amino acids. NCBI's taxonomy places the organism in Eukaryota, Metazoa, Arthropoda, Insecta, Hymenoptera, Agaonidae. Gene Ontology annotation, molecular function: SNARE binding; clathrin binding; calcium-dependent phospholipid binding.